AUGGCGGGUGAAUCUCUCUUCCAAGUGAGUGAUAAUGUGGAGUUUUGGAGAGUAUUGACCCACUUGAGUGUCUUGGCAGCAGUUCUUCUAUUCUUCGAAUACGUCCUGCACUAUGUAGAGCGUCACCUAGCGCGCUACGACAAGUACUACCACAUGCUUCAGAAGGUGUACAGGGAGUUUAUGAUCCUCGGGCUGAUAAGUCUCGUGCUGAAGAUCCUCAAGGAAGUUGCGCCAAUCGACAGCUCCAGCAGCCCGAUGAUCGCUUUCCAGGUCGCUGAUCGCAUCAUCUUCGGCUUCGCGAUCGCUCUCGUGUUACAGUCGUUGUGUAUCUUCCUCCAAGUUCGAAAAUUCAGCAAACAUGCCUUCCAAACAGAGUUGAUCACCACGAGAGAUUUGCUGGACAUCGUGAGGUAUCGAGUACUCCGCCACUUUUUCCUUCGUCGGUUUGGCCUACCGCAACUUUUCCCGUUCUCCAGGUACAUAAGACGCGCGCAAGCAAAUCACAUCUCGCACAUGAUCGAAGUGGAGCCGUUGAUGUUUCACUCGUCAAACUUCUCGUGA
Phytophthora infestans T30-4 is the source of this 561-nucleotide messenger RNA. RefSeq lists its product as uncharacterized. The record is from RefSeq and is a predicted model, not a curated record. The coding region runs from base 1 to 561 and encodes 186 amino acids. Lineage: Eukaryota; Oomycota; Peronosporomycetes; Peronosporales; Peronosporaceae. Gene Ontology annotation, biological process: defense response. The transcript has 3 exons. Gene Ontology annotation, cellular component: membrane.